AUAUAUCAAGUUGCUCAAAAUAUCAAGUAUUUCUCUUAUCAGUUGAUUUUUAUCCAAAUUCGAAUUAACUUUCUAGAUUGUUGUGUUUUUGCAAAAUGCUUCGUUAUACGGCACGGAUUUUGAAUGGGAUUUACCCUCUAAUGCCAAGGCAAGUAUUAAAACGUUCCGCACACCAGGUGCCCGAGAAGCUGAAAAAAGUUGAGACGGACAAGGACCCGGAAUUCUCGGAAAUGGUGCUAUAUUAUUACCACAAGGCGGCGCAGACGAUGGAGCCCGCAUUGCUCAAGGAAAUGGAAAAGUAUCCGCAUAUGAAGCCGGAGGAGCGUCAGGCUCGAGUCACCGCUAUACUGAAUCUGCUGGGCAGCGUCUCCACCUCGGUGGAGGUCAAUUUUCCCAUCGUUCGCAAAAACGGCACCUACGAGAUCAUCAGCGGUUAUCGUUCGCAUCAUGUCCGCCAUCGAUUGCCUCUCAAGGGCGGAAUCCGAUACGCUCUGGACGUGAACGAGAGCGAAGUCAAAGCCCUUGCCGCCAUUAUGACGUUCAAGUGCGCAUGUGUGAAUGUACCUUAUGGUGGAUCGAAGGGUGGCAUUUGUAUCGAUCCAAAGAAGUAUACAGUGGAUGAGCUGCAGACGAUCACGCGGCGAUACACGAUGGAGUUGCUCAAGCGUAAUAUGAUUGGCCCAGGCAUCGAUGUGCCUGCGCCCGAUGUAAACACUGGUCCGCGUGAGAUGAGCUGGAUUGUGGAUCAGUACCAGAAGACAUUUGGCUACAAGGACAUCAAUUCCUCGGCUAUUGUCACCGGGAAGCCCGUUCACAACGGCGGCAUUAAUGGGCGCCAUUCGGCAACGGGCAGAGGCGUUUGGAAGGCGGGCGAUCUCUUCCUGAAGGAUAAGGAAUGGAUGGAUCUGCUCAAGUGGAAGACGGGUUGGAAGGACAAGACGGUCAUAGUGCAGGGAUUCGGCAAUGUGGGCUCCUUUGCCGCUAAGUAUGUGCAUGAGGCGGGCGCCAAAGUCAUCGGGAUAAAAGAGUUUGAUGUUUCUCUCGUCAAUAAGGAUGGCAUUGAUAUCAAUGAUCUUUUCGAAUACACGGAGGAAAAGAAGACGAUUAAGGGAUAUCCGAAAGCUCAGGAGUCUAAGGAUGACUUGCUGAUAGCCGAAACCGAUAUCCUAAUGCCGUGUGCCACCCAAAAAGUGAUAACCAUCGACAAUGCCAAGGACAUCAAGGCCAAGCUGAUCCUGGAAGGCGCCAACGGACCGACCACACCAUCUGGCGAGAAGAUCCUAUUGGAUAAGGGUGUGCUCCUAGUUCCCGAUCUCUAUUGCAAUGCGGGCGGCGUAACAGUGUCCUACUUUGAGUACCUCAAAAACAUAAACCACGUGUCAUAUGGCAAAAUGAACUCUAAAUCAACAUCCGAGCUUAUUAUCGAACUGAUGAACUCCAUCAAUGAGUCUUUGCAUGAAUGCCCCGAUAGUAAUCUACCGAACAUAUGCCCCAAUAAGAAACUUAAGAGGAUACAACAAUGCACCACAGAGGCGGAUAUCGUGGACUCGGCUCUCCAAACAGUUAUGGAAUCUGCAGCACGUGGCAUCAAGGAGAUGGCCCACAAAUUUGAAUUGUGCAACGAUCUGCGGAGGGCCGCUUACGUCUGGUCAUCAUUCAAAAUUUUCCAAGCCAUGGAAAGCUCCGGAAUUUCGCAACAGUAGUGGUUUACACAAGAAAUUCACAGUUUUUAAUUGGUUAAUUCUUAAUUCUUAAGCUUAAUAAAAGAGUUACUACUUAAUUAAAACAUG
Molecule: messenger RNA, 1790 nt
Organism: Drosophila mauritiana
Lineage: Eukaryota; Metazoa; Arthropoda; Insecta; Diptera; Drosophilidae
Gene: bb8
Product: glutamate dehydrogenase, mitochondrial
Exons: 4
Coding region: 96-1703 (535 amino acids)
Biological process (GO): L-glutamate catabolic process
Cellular component (GO): mitochondrion
Molecular function (GO): L-glutamate dehydrogenase (NAD+) activity
Source: RefSeq, a predicted model, not a curated record